AUGUCCAAUCCAAUUCUACUAGGGGCCUACCCUGGUCACAGCCAAGAGCUUCAUCCUCCUCCGUCUGCACCACCAUCCGCUCACUCCGAUGCACCAUUCGUCAACUCAGAGAAAUGCGAGAAGCACUACCCACUGAGCUUCCGCGAGCGUCUCCGUCAUUUCACAUGGGCAUGGUAUACCCUCACCAUGAGCGCCGGAGGCCUAGCCCUCCUCAUAGCGAACCAGCCGAACAAAUUCAAAGGUUGCCGCGAGAUCGGUCUAGCCAUCUACUUCUUCAACCUCGUCCUCUUUUCACUCGUCUGCUCUCUCAUGGCAUCGCGAUUCAUCAUCCACGGCGGAGCCCUCAACUCCCUCCGCCAUGAACGCGAAGGCCUCUUCUUCCCAACCUUCUGGCUCUCCAUCGCAACAAUGAUCACCGGACUAGAAAAGUACUUCGGUGACAACCCUGCCCCACCCUUCACAACAACCCUCGAGGUCCUCUUCUGGCUAUACUGCUUCUGCACCUUCACUCUCGCCGUCGUACAAUACUCCUUCGUCUUCACCUCGCACACCUACCGCCUCCAAACAAUGAUGCCCUCGUGGAUCCUACCCGCGUUCCCAAUCAUGCUCAGCGGCACGAUCGCAUCCGUCAUCUCCUCCCGCCAGCCCGAGCGCGCAGCAAUCCCAAUCGUCACCGCCGGAAUGACCUUCCAGGGUCUGGGCUUCUGCAUCUCGUUCAUGAUGUACUCGCACUACAUUGGACGGUUGAUGGAGAGUGGACUUCCGUGUCGGGAACACAGACCGGCGAUGUUCAUCUGCGUUGGACCUCCAGCGUUCACGGCGCUUGCUCUGGUUGGUAUGGCGCAGGGACUUCCCGAGACGUUCCGCGUGAUGGGGAGCGAGGAUACUGCUGCUGAUGGACGGAUGUUGGAGAUUCUGGCGUUGGCGGCGGGCGCGUUCUUGUGGGCGCUGAGCUUUUGGUUCUUCUGUGUUGCUGCUAUUGCGGUUAUUCGGUCGCCGCCGACGAGUUUCCAUCUUAGCUGGUGGGCGAUGGUUUUCCCUAAUACGGGAUUCACAAUUGCUACGAUCACGCUUGGAAAUGCCUUUGAUAGCUCGGCGAUUAGGGGUGUUGGCUCUGCGAUGACGAUCUGCAUUGUCUGCAUGUUCAUCUUUGUCUUUGUCAAUCAUGGGCUUGCGGUCUAUCGUCAGGAUAUUAUGUAUCCUGGUAAGGAUGAGGAUACCUCAGACUGA
Penicillium expansum is the source of this 1230-nucleotide messenger RNA. RefSeq names its product tellurite-resistance/dicarboxylate transporter family protein. NCBI's taxonomy places the organism in Eukaryota, Fungi, Ascomycota, Eurotiomycetes, Eurotiales, Aspergillaceae. The record is from RefSeq and is a predicted model, not a curated record. The coding region runs from base 1 to 1230 and encodes 409 amino acids. Gene Ontology annotation, molecular function: malate transmembrane transporter activity. Gene Ontology annotation, biological process: malate transmembrane transport. The transcript has a single exon. Gene Ontology annotation, cellular component: membrane.